UCGUUAUUUAUCGUGUCGUUCUCCGUUCAUGUCUCAACGAGAUGAAAUAAUAAGAAAAUUGCACACUAAGCUUAUGCUAAACAAAAUUAGACAGGAGACGUGAUCCUCUACCACCAAACAAAUUCGUAAGGAAACGAGAUUAGCUCUUAAGCCUUUGAAAAUAGUAAAGUAUAUAAAGUAUAUUAAAUAGGGUACUCUAAAAGUCAAAACAAAAAGCGGCAAAAUCUUACAAAACCAAAAACUUAAAUGUUUAUGUAAAAACAUGUAAUACAUAUAAAUAUAGCAUAUAUUAAAUAUUUUAUAUAAAGUGAAUUAAAUAACAAAAUAUAGAGGAAUCUGAAACUGACCAUUGUUAUGGACAAUUGUUUUAUAGAUAUCACAGUAGAGUUUCUGGGAGUAGCUUUUCACAACAUUUUGUACUACUUAUCUGUGUAUCCUAAUUACAUAUUUGAAACUAGAAGAAAGUAUAGUGUGGUAGUUUACCGUUCCAUUCAUCUAGAAGUAAACGAAUAUAUUGAUUUGUGUUUAAAGAGUGCGGCAAACUGUUUAAGAAACGGGGAGUUACAGCGCAUAGAAUUCCUUAUAACCACGAGCUCGUAUGACGCUCUUCUUAAAUUUGUCUUUGAUAUAAAUAAAAUUGAUGAAUAUGAUCAGACCAAUGAUGCUUAUUUGGUUCAGGCCGAACAAAACAUGCGAGGGUUCUGUUUGUAUUUAACAACAUUGUGUGACAAGUUUAAGGGUUUACCUGAAGAUAAAAGUUUUAUGAUAUUAUUACAUACCAAUGAGUCUUCUGCAGUGGCUAUGACAACAAACCCAAAUUCAGAAGAAUUUCCUUUUGUUGAAACAGAAGAGAACACCCAGUUUGAUAAAAUUAUACCUAUAAGAAGAUUUUGUGUCCAAAAUUAUAAUUUAGAAAUGUUUGUGGAAGUUAAGUGAAUAAACUGGAACCAUCUCAUCAUUUCUUAACUGAAAGGGUAUAGGAUACACAAAGAUAUAAUAAUAAUGUAGUAUGGUAAUUAAUAUACUUGGAAUUGAAGUGUCAUAAGCAGUGACUGUUACAGAACUUUGUU
This is a messenger RNA of Pieris napi, 1070 nucleotides long. RefSeq names its product mitotic spindle assembly checkpoint protein MAD2B-like. The record is from RefSeq and is a predicted model, not a curated record. The coding region runs from base 355 to 936 and encodes 193 amino acids. Gene Ontology annotation, cellular component: zeta DNA polymerase complex. The transcript has a single exon. Lineage: Eukaryota; Metazoa; Arthropoda; Insecta; Lepidoptera; Pieridae.